CGACCUGCCGUUCCUUCUUCCGCUAUGCGCCGCCGCCGUUCUCCAUCCCGUCGCAAGCUUCUGCUGUGUGUCUGCCUCCGCACCGUGUUCCUACAUGGCAGCUGCUGCGGCUGCCCACGCCGUCAGCAUCCAUCGCCGGUUGUCCUGCUCCUGCAUCGGACUCCAUGCUCUUGCCGCUGUACCGAGCGUCCUUCCCCAUUAGGAAGUAUGAAAUGUAUCAAACGCACAUUAUGUUCUUAAGAUUCGUGCUGAAGUUGCAGGAUUAUGGUCGCACAUUUUCUUUCUUUCGUUGACCAUAGAACAUGACUUAAGAUGGCGGGCGCGGCAACGCGUGCUUUUAUGGUCUAGUACCCCGGAAAGCCCCCCGAUCUGCUCCCAAUCUCAAUCUCAAACAUAUAGUCAGCUACUAGUGCGUAGCGACACGAAAGCAGCCGGCGGCGGCUCGAUUCCCUCAUCAAACAAACAGGGAAAACAAAAGCAGCGGCCGGCUCGAUGGCGGAAGAGGAAUGGAUUCCAAUCGGGAUGGAACAGGAAUACUUCCCGUUCCAGCCGCAGACAGAAGAGGAACUUCUAGUCGAGAUGCAACAGGAUGAGUUCCCGUUCCAGCCGCGGACAGCAGAGGAUUUUCUGAUCGAGCUGCAACAAGCGUUCGAGCAGCGGGCAGAAGAGGAUUUUCCUAUCCUGAAGCAACAGGACGAGCGCCCAUUCGAGUUCGAGCUCAUGCCGAUGGAGGAGCUGCCGGAGCUGCUGCCGCAGGACCAGUUCGAUUCUUACAUGGAGCACAUGAUGGAGGGGCUACCCCAGGAUGUUAUCGACAGUUUGCAGCAGGAAUUCCCAGCGCUCUUCGGCCAGGUCGCGGUGGAAAUGCCCCUGUGUCAGCGGGCGGAUCCCGCGGAGGAGCCAUGCCCGCUAAUCUAG
Molecule: messenger RNA, 918 nt
Organism: Triticum dicoccoides
Lineage: Eukaryota; Viridiplantae; Streptophyta; Magnoliopsida; Poales; Poaceae
Exons: 3
Coding region: 493-918 (141 amino acids)
Source: RefSeq, a predicted model, not a curated record